AUGUAUCUUCAGCACUGCUCACUGCACACAGAAACGGAGCAGGAGAGCCCAGGUAACGAAGGUGCUGAAGAAGAAGCCCUCGGUGCCGCGGAGGCUGAAGGCAGCUUUCGGGAGCAGCCAGAAGCAGAGCAGCAGGCACUGAGGGCUAAGGUUGCUGAACUGCAGGAAGCCAACCAAGAACUCUGUGAAGAACUGCAGAAGACAAAACAUGACUACAGCAUGGCCGCAGGUGCCCUCUCUGCCGUGCAGAGACAACUGGAGAUCCAAGAGUCCCAGCUUCGGAGAACCAGAUCUGAGAAGGAAACACUGCAAAAGGAGCUGAGAGAGAGAGAAAAUCAGCUGCAAGCCAUGUCUGCCAAGUUUUGCAGCCUGAGAGAAGAAUGGAAACAUGCAGAAAUGAUGGCAACAAUGGAGAGGGAGAACUGCAGUCUUCGACAGACCGUUACGAAACAAGAAUCCCAACUGGCUGAGCAGAACCAGGUGAUCAGUGAUCUACAGAGCGCGGUCAGCCAGCUGCAGGCAAAGGUUCUGGUCAACGAGUACCACAUCCAAGAGCAGCAACGGGCACAGGAGGCAAUCCAGAGCCAAGCCGACCUGCUGCAGCACACGGAGCAGCAAACUAAAGUAGCACUCCAAAGCAUCACCAGCAGGUUUGAAAGAUAUCGAAGCAAAAUAAUUCAGGCCACCUUCAGUGCUGCUGGCAGCAAGUGUCCCCAGGCAGAACUGACUGAUGAGGAGGUGCUGGAGGCCAUGCAGAAAAUUAUUAACGAACGGAUGGAGUUCCAUCAGAUGCUGAAACAGAAGGGUGUCAAGGUCCCAUCUCUCUACAGCCCCGACACACCUACUUCAGCCCUCGCCAAUUCUAGGAGUAGCAGAAAGAGUCCCCAAAAGUAA
Nothoprocta perdicaria is the source of this 894-nucleotide messenger RNA. It is a transcript of the gene CCDC27, whose product is annotated as coiled-coil domain containing 27. The transcript is spliced from 7 exons. NCBI's taxonomy places the organism in Eukaryota, Metazoa, Chordata, Aves, Tinamiformes, Tinamidae. Bases 1 to 894 code for a protein of 297 amino acids. The record is from RefSeq and is a predicted model, not a curated record.